Brassica napus (rape) is the source of this 859-nucleotide messenger RNA. RefSeq lists its product as uncharacterized. The transcript is spliced from 3 exons. NCBI's taxonomy places the organism in Eukaryota, Viridiplantae, Streptophyta, Magnoliopsida, Brassicales, Brassicaceae. The record is from RefSeq and is a predicted model, not a curated record. The coding region runs from base 157 to 678 and encodes 173 amino acids.
ACAAUUAGAAUAUAUAAAUAAAAGGUGAGAUGCACAUUUCAAACGGUAACGUGUCUUUUUCCAUUAGGCGAGAGACAAUCAAAUCUGAGCAAACGAAUUGUCUUUAUAAUAUCGAAACAAACAUUUUGUGAAAGAGAGCGAUAGUAAGUUGAAACCAUGGCGUCGAAGAUUGUCUCAGCCAUAGUCUUUGUGUUCAACCUUAUUGCCUUUGGUCUAGCCGUGGCUGCUGAGCAAAGACGAAGCACUGCAAAGGUUGUGCAGGACACUGAGGUGCAAUACAACUAUUGUGUGUAUGAUUCGGACAGAGCCACAGGGUAUGGAGUUGGAGCGUUUUUGUUCUCAGUGGCUAGUCAACUUCUUAUCAUGCUCGUUAGCCGCUGCUUCUGUUGUGGAAAGCCUCUCAAGCCUGGUGGUUCACGUGCUCUUGCCCUUGUUCUCUUCAUUGUCAGCUGGAUAUUCUUCUUAAUAGCGGAGAUAUGUCUAUUAGCUGGAUCGGUAGAGAAUGCAUACCACACAAAGUACAGGACAAUGUUCAUGGACAAUCCCCCUGAUUGUCAAACUCUUCGCAAGGGUGUCUUCGCUGCGGGUGCCUCUUUUGUCUUCUUCAACGCCAUUGUCUCUCAGUUCUAUUAUUUUUUCUACUCCUCUGCUGCUGACGCCUCCCUCUCCCCUUACUAGAGGAUUUGGAGCAACAAUAUACGUUUGUUUCUUUCCUAUGUGCUAUGUGAUAUACUAAUGUCAUAUUUUGGGCUUGUUGCUUGUUAAAGUAUGACUGGAAACUUACUUUGAAGUUGUGGGUAUAUCUAUGAGUUUUGUAGAUUGAUUUGUAUGAAUAAUAAAAGUGAAAUGUUGUUUCUAA